Messenger RNA from Adineta ricciae, 858 nucleotides. The record is from the annotation of a GenBank genome assembly. Lineage: Eukaryota; Metazoa; Rotifera; Eurotatoria; Adinetida; Adinetidae.
AUGUCAGUAAAAACGGUAACCACUAAUGCUGGUAUUCAGAUGCCUCGUUUAAUCUAUGGAACAGCUUGGAAAAAAGAAGCAACCAUUUCUCUUGUUAUCAAAGCAAUUUUGAAUGGUUUUCGUGGUAUUGACACAGCAUGUCAACCGAAACAUUACAGUGAGGAUCUUGUUGGUCAGGCAUUAGUCGAACUUGAAACGAAGCAUAAUAUUCCACGUAAAGAUCUAUUUAUUCAAACGAAAUUUACACCGCUUCGUGGACAAGACCAAUCUAAACCUCUACCUUACGAUCCUCAUGCAUCUUUACCUCAACAAGUUCAACAAUCAUUCGCAACAUCAUUAAAAAAUUUAAAUACAGAUUAUAUUGAUUCAUUGGUACUUCAUAGUCCAUUACAAUCACACGACUUGAACAUGCAGGUUUAUCGCGAAGUCGAAAAAUUUGUUGAUGAAGGUCGUGUGAAACAAUUAGGCAUUAGUAAUUUAUAUGAUCUUGAAGGUCUAAAACGAUUAUAUGAUGAUGCUCGACAUAAACCAUCAGUCAUACAAAAUCGUUUCUAUGCUGAAACUCAAUUUGACAGUGAUAUACGACAGUUUUGUCGUGAGAAGAAUAUUUUUUAUCAGAGUUUUUGGACACUCACAGCUAAUCCACAAAUUCUUAGUCAUCCAUUAGUAAAGCAACUCGCUCAACAACGGCAUGGUACAUCGGCACAAGUAUUGUUUCGAUUUUUGCUAGAUAUUGGUUUAACACCGUUGACUGGCACGACAAAUGAACAACAUAUGAAAGAAGAUCUAAAUGUCUUAGAAUGGCCAUCGCUCGACAAUGAAUCAAUUGAAAAACUGAAAAAACUCAUUCAUGAUUGA